AUGCCGCCGGAGCCGCCUCGACCGCCGUCCACCGAGGAGACGUCGCCCACAGAAUCACCGCCGCCGCCGCCGGACGGCUACCAGCUGCUGGGCGGGCAGACGCCUUGGCAGCCGCUGCCGGCGGGCACCGACGGCACCCUCCCCCAGCCGGACGGGGUCAGCUCCGAGCUCAGAAGUCAGUCGCCGCCAGAGGGCACCGACGGCACCCUCCCCCAGCCGGACGGGGUCAGCUCCGAGGAUGAAUCCUCUGAAGACGACGAGGCGCUGUCGGAUCGCGCUGAUAAUGAAUACCAGCCAGCUGGAGAGCUGACAGCGGCGCCGUGGGAGCACGACGUCAACGGGUCAGAGGUCAACGUCACCACUGCCGAACGGACGUCCCGGUCAGGUCCGACCGCUGACCGGGACGUAGGGCGCGCCGCCAGCCCGGCUGACGACCGUCCGGCCUGGCCGUUGGAGGCGACCGAGGCGGAGCUGGAGCGUCAAAAGGAGGCGGUCGGCGAGCGGCAGCGCCUGUUCGGAUCGGCGGCCCGGACACCGGCGGCGCUGCUGCUGCCGCCGCAACAGGCGGAGGCCGUGCGCCGCGCCAUGCGGGCUGUACGGCUGCCAGCCGAGGCCACGCCAGACUGGGCGCGCGGUCUCUCCGACCAGCAGUGGCAGCAGCACGUCGACCGACUACUGGGGCGGCGGGUCCAGCCGCCGCCCCCACCGGGGAAGCCUGGUCCGGCCGGCACGCCGCACCCACCUGGCUCAGAGCAGCCGCUCUCGCCUGGUUCAGAGCAACCGCUCUCACCUGACUCAGAGCAGCCGCUCUCGCCUGGCUCAGAACAGCCGCUCUCAACUGACCGAGGACAGCCACUCUGAGUUCACAGUUGCUCCGUCCUUAUCCAGGGCAGUACCUUUGACCUGGUUUCAGACAGACAAUUUCGUUUGACUGACCUGAUUU
Molecule: messenger RNA, 943 nt
Organism: Pollicipes pollicipes
Lineage: Eukaryota; Metazoa; Arthropoda; Thecostraca; Pollicipedomorpha; Pollicipedidae
Product: male-enhanced antigen 1
Exons: 4
Coding region: 1-861 (286 amino acids)
Biological process (GO): spermatogenesis
Source: RefSeq, a predicted model, not a curated record